CGCUCAUCAACAAAGAAGGACGCGACCUAAAAGACAACAGACUCGAUCGCAUUCUCCGGUCCUUUCGUCUAUCACCACAAAAUGCCCGAAGCACUCGCGACGACGAAACGCAAGUUUCACAAACUACUCGACAGCCGCUUCGGAUCUCCUUCGGCGCCAGCAGCAGCAGCAACUCCUCCUCGACCUGUAUCGCAAGGCACAAUCAGCGAACCGGCAACCAAGCGCAUUCGAUCUGGCGGUUCGACAACUUCCCUGGCAGCAAGUCUGCGCAAUAAGCCUGUACCCGCGACAUCAAUAAACCCGGUCAGAGGAGAACCAAAUUUUGCGCCUUGGUCGCAUGACGCUUUCAUCAAGCGUUUGCGCAGCUUCGGUCCCGUCACCAACUGGCAUCCCAAGCCUGACGCUAUCAAUGAGGUGCAGUGGGCCAAACGCGGAUGGUGGUGUGUCGACACGAAUACAGUCGGUUGCAAAGGGGGAUGUCAGCAGCGCGUCGCUGUCAAGGUUGAGCCCAUUGUAAAGAGACGUCGCGUCCAGGCCGAGGGAGAUGAUCAAGAGCAGGAGGAAGAGGAUGACGAAGAUGAUGAGGGUAAUCAGGAAGAGUUGGAACGGGCAUUGGUGGACAAAUACAAGGAACUCAUCAUUGAGGGACACUCGGAGGACUGUCUGUGGAGAAAGGCAGGUUGCAAGGACGACAUAUACCGCUUGCCUAUUGUCAAGUCGACCGUCUGGCAACCCGAACUACGCACACGCUAUCAAUCACUCCUACGACUCUCGCCCUUCCUAGAGAAGCUGACUUUGCAACCUGCGGAGCUCGAUCCCUCACCAAAUAAGAUUCUUGCCAACCUUCCAACAUCACUGCUUGACAAGCAAGAAGACAAGUCGAAUGGGGAGGACACCAACGAAGAGUCUGAAAUCACGGAAGAAACAAAGCACAAAGUGUUGAAGGUCGCUGUCUGCGGCUGGCACGGCUCGACGGAAUCCAGCACACAACUUCUAGCCUGUGAAGCCUGCUUCCAACGCAUCGGUCUCUGGAUGUACCAGCCCGACUACAAGCCUCACAGAUUUGGCGAUGAUGACGAUGGAGACGAAGAAGAAGACCGCUCUCUCGACCUCAUCCAACUGCAUCGCGAGCACUGCCCUUGGCGCAAUCCGAUCAUGCAAGCAGCGACCGGCAACUAUGCUGGCAAAUCCGCUCAUGCCAUUUUACUUGAUGUGUUGGAUCGCUAUAUCGAUGAGCAGAGACGCAGAUCCAGAGGCACAAUCCAAGGGCCUGUGACGGCCGGUAGCGAGGUAGAGAGUGAUGCAGGUGCGACUGAUGACGGCCGGGAGAGUCUGACUCUAGAAAGCAUGCCAUCAAUGCCUGAACUCACAAGAGCGGAGACGGAGAAGUACGACAAGGAGAGGAUGUCGAAGCUGAGACGCCUGAGGACAGUCUUGGGGUUCAAGAAAAGAGCUCCUCCUACCGCUUGAUCAAUAGGACCGAGUACCAACGACACUUAUGAAUACAUGGCUGUAGCGAAAGGCAUUUUCUGAAGUUACAAAGAUUUUCUUGCUACUGGUAUCACCCUGUCUGUGAUUUCUGCAUCUAAUAGACAGUGCACAAUAGACAUUAGACUUCUUUUGACACGUC
Aureobasidium pullulans EXF-150 is the source of this 1630-nucleotide messenger RNA. RefSeq names its product zf-C3HC-domain-containing protein. NCBI's taxonomy places the organism in Eukaryota, Fungi, Ascomycota, Dothideomycetes, Dothideales, Saccotheciaceae. The transcript has a single exon. Gene Ontology annotation, cellular component: nucleus. Gene Ontology annotation, molecular function: zinc ion binding. The coding region runs from base 82 to 1470 and encodes 462 amino acids. The record is from RefSeq and is a predicted model, not a curated record.